AUUCAAAACAAUCCCGAAAAAGAAAGUAAUAUAAAAGUAGAAGAAAUAGUUAGCACAGUAGUGUAACAAGAAUUUGGGCAUAAGAGAAAACUACAAAUACUUGUAGACAAUUUGUACUACCCACCAUAGAUCGAAUCAAGAUCAACAGCUAAUUUCAUCUUCUCCAAUUCAAAUUCGAUAACCCCACAAAAAUUUACUGCAAAUCUUGGAGAAAGAAUGAAACCCCAUGAAAAAUAGUGAAGUAUUGAAGAAGUUUGAAAGAAUUCAUCAAUUGUGUAGAGAAUCCAACAUUUGGGGAAGUGGGUGUGAUUGAAAAUCAAGCAAAAUAGGAAUCUGUUUUUCAGGACCGAAAGGGGGCGGCGGCAAAAGCUCUGAACCACAACCAAUUGUGGUUCAGAGGUUGUCGUCCCCAAUUCAAGCAGUAACAGCAGCUGCUGCUUCAUCGUUUAGGGAGAAUAGUUUUGGUGCUGGUGAUAGUACGAAGAUGAAGGGUUUAUUUAAGUCUAAGCCCAAGACUCCUGCUGACCUUGUUCGUCAGACCCGUGAACUUCUUAUGUAUGUUGAACGGGUUAAUGAUACUCGUGAAGGCAAACGAGAAGAAAAGAUGAUGGAGUUAAGCAAGUCAAUCCGGGAAUUAAAGAUUAUUCUUUAUGGGAAUGGUGAAUCCGAACCCCUCGCUGAGGCUUGUGCUCAGUUGACCCUAGAAUUCUUCAAAGAGAACACGCUUCGGCUAAUAAUUAAUUGUCUUCCCAAUUUGAAUUUAGAGACCCGCAAAGAUGCAACUCAAGUAGUAGCAAAUCUGCAGAGACAGCAGGUUCAGUCACGGCUGAUUGCUUGUGAUUACUUGGAAGCAAACAUUGAUCUGAUGGACAAAUUAAUAUUAGGAUAUGAGAAUACAGAAAUGGCUUUGCAUUAUGGUGCAAUGUUGAGGGAGUGCAUUCGCCACCAGAGUGUUGCAAGGUAUGUCUUGGAGUCUGAGCAUAUGAAGAAGUUUUUCGAUUAUAUUCAGCUGCCAAAUUUUGACAUUGCUGCUGAUGCUGCUGCCACCUUUAAGGAACUCUUGACAAGGCACAAAUCAACAGUAGCUGAAUUUCUUUCGAAGAAUUAUGACUGGUUUUUCACAGAGUAUAACUCAAAGCUACUCGAGUCUAGUAACUACAUCACCAGAAGACAAGCUGUCAAGCUCUUGGCAGAUAUGUUGUUGGACCGCUCAAAUUCUGCUGUGAUGACACGUUAUGUUAGCUCAAGAGACAACUUGAGGAUUCUCAUGAAUCUGCUCAGGGAGUCGAGCAAGAGUAUCCAGAUAGAAGCAUUUCAUGUCUUCAAGCUAUUUGCGGCAAAUCACAACAAACCUCCCGAUAUUGUUAGCAUCCUUGUAGCAAACAGAAGCAAACUUCUUCGCCUCUUUGCCGAUUUUAAGACUGAAAAAGAGGAUGAGCAGUUUGAGGCUGACAAAGCGCAAGUUGUCAAAGAAAUUGCAGCCCUUGAACCGAAGGAAAACAAAUAAAUCGCAGUCGAGGAACGCGCAACAGUGUGUCAUUUUUUUUGAGUUGUUGAGCUCUGAUGUAUGUUUAAUACAAAAAAUGGUGUUUUCUCUACUGAACAAUAAUUUGAUUGAAUCUUUUGUCAGUCCCGUUUCUGGUCUUUCACAUUCACAUUGCUGAAUAUAAAGUGUGUCUCAAUUGUUUCUCCAUUUAAGUCCUCUGUCAACUCACUUUCGAGACGAAAUACUUAUGGACAUCCUCAACAGGUUACCUGUACGGUCUCUUCUCUUCUUCGAUUGAAGAUUCAAAGGUGUUUCAAAAUUUUGGGAAACACUGAUUUCCAAUCCUUACUUUAUAAGAAGCAUCUUUGUAUUUAUUCUACUUUUUAUAUACUGAUGAUGAAGUAGUAGUUUACGAAA
Molecule: messenger RNA, 1903 nt
Organism: Solanum tuberosum (potato)
Lineage: Eukaryota; Viridiplantae; Streptophyta; Magnoliopsida; Solanales; Solanaceae
Product: putative MO25-like protein At5g47540
Exons: 11
Coding region: 485-1507 (340 amino acids)
Biological process (GO): intracellular signal transduction
Molecular function (GO): protein serine/threonine kinase activator activity
Source: RefSeq, a predicted model, not a curated record